Messenger RNA from Strongylocentrotus purpuratus (purple sea urchin), 1901 nucleotides. RefSeq names its product phosphorylated adapter RNA export protein-like. NCBI's taxonomy places the organism in Eukaryota, Metazoa, Echinodermata, Echinoidea, Camarodonta, Strongylocentrotidae. Gene Ontology annotation, cellular component: nucleus. Gene Ontology annotation, biological process: snRNA export from nucleus. The transcript is spliced from 3 exons. The record is from RefSeq and is a predicted model, not a curated record. Bases 119 to 1570 code for a protein of 483 amino acids.
AUCUAGCGGCUAUAAGGCGCGAACGCGUACGGAGAUUUAAUUUCGUUGGCUAUUUGAGUCGUAUUUCCUGCAUUUUUAGGAAGAUUCAUCUUUUGCGAUUGGAUUUCAACACAGUCCAAUGGCAUCCUUCACACACCGUCAAGCAACACCAAAGAAAGAUGAUGGACACAGAGGAAGCAUUAGAAAGUUUGAAUCCAGUGAUGAAGAUGACUCGAGUGACCAGAGUGACAGUGAUGAUGAACAGUCCUGGAAGCGACAGAAGACCACAUCUGCUAAAAAGGUCUCUCAUAGGAUGCCCUUCUCUGAGCCUACCUCUCGGAGGGAUCAACAGGGGCGAGGGAGUAGGUUUGAGAGACCAGAUCAUUACAGGCCGCCAAGGAGCAGAGACAGAGAUGGAGGAGCAGGCGAGGCAGGGAAAAGGAGGAAGAAUAACGUCUGGGGUUCUGUAGCCGUGGAUCAGAACCAGGAAGCAGUCGAGAGAGAGAUCACACAUUUUGGGGUUGAUCAGGUAAUGGAGAGAGAUGUGGAGAGCUACAGUUAUAAAGAUACUGAACAGCUCCCUCUAGGGGUGGCUACAAACAUCCCACCAGAAGACGAUGUCGCCAAGGGACGAAGGCUCAUGAAGGCAGUUGGGGAGAAUGAGGAUGAUGCAUGGCUUGCAGAUGAUUCGCCAAGACACAGCGAGGAGGAAGAGGAGCUAAAGCAACCUCAUGAUGACCUGCGGGAAAAACUUAAAAAGCGCGGCUCCAUGGUCGCUGACCGGUUCCGGCGCUCAAACAUAAAGAACAGGCUUGGAACACAGUCCGACAACACUGAACAGGUCAUUAUGAUGAAGAAGGUAGAGAUUGACCCCAAUGCUGAGAUGAAGGUCAUCGCAGGUCAGGUUGCGUACAGCCUACAAGAACCCAAGAGAGAUCUGAUUCUGAGAGUGGUCAAGAUCCUAGGGGUCAAGAAGACGCUGGAGUUAUGGAGUAAAACAGAGGAGAUUGAAAAUGAUGGUGGAAUGAUGAUAAUGAACCGAUCGAGGAGGCGAUCACCAGGUGGAGUCUUCAUCCAGAUGAUGAAAUUAGAUGCUGACGUCUCCAGCGAAACUGUCAAAGACAUCUUCUCAGAAGAGAAAAAGGUUGAGGAAGCAGAGAGGAAGAAGAAGAGAAGGCACACCAGAAAGUCUACCGCCCUCAGCAAGGAGGGGGAGGAUGAUCACCAUGGGAACAAGGAGGAUGAGGCAGAGAUGGAAGACUUGGGGGAUGGAGGAGGAGGAGAGAGGUUUGAGGGAGAUGGAGAUGGAGAGCCCAGCGGUGAAAUGGACAUGAAGGAUGAACAUGGAAGGUUAGAUGAUGAACCCUACAUGAAUGAAAUGGGACCUAUGCCCAGUGCUAGCAGUAGCAGGGAAGCACCCAACAUGCCUACCGGUACUUUAAAAUCUGAAUUACCCUUGCCUCAACAGGAGUGUACGGAUAUGAAAGAGGACAGUGAUAGCAUGAUGUUUCCAAAGCUUGGGGACCUUCCCAAGAAGAAUGAAGACUCGGAUCCAGAGGAUGGAGAAGUUCUAGAUGACGAUGACGAUUGAUUCCAUACAACUGAAUUUUUGUAGCCAUUCUGAUGGGCAGUUUUCUACAUCAUAUUUUGAUUAAGGGACACAUGCCUUGCUCAUGUGGUACCAGAACUUGUUUUAUUGGAUGCCAAAUGAAUUCUAGCAGAUUUGCAAGGUUUAGAGAUACAAUUAAUGAAAUGUAACGCAUAUUAUGGAAACAAGAAAAGAGAACUAUUUCUGGAUUUUUUUUGAGGAUUAACUUUGAUGGCUUCCAAGAUACAAAUGAUUACUGCACCCAAAAUGGUGGACUAUGGUGUCUUUGAAACCGAUUAUUUUACUUGUUUGGAGUCUUAAGAGCAUAACCUUA